AUGGAAGGAAACAACAUGAUUAAGUUUGUGACGAAUCUGUUUGUGGAGCAACUGGAAUUGGACGCCGAGCUCCAGAUCGAGCGCGCGCAUAGGGCACCUGCUUGGAGGCCGCUGGAACAGAGCGAGCGUCCCCGGUCCAUUGUGGUACAAUUUCGAAGCUAUGUCACAAAACAAACCGUGCUAAAGGCAGCGUGGACGAAGAGGAAUAUUCAAGUGAGUGGUAGCAGGAUCUUUUUUGAUGAAGACUUCACCCCUGCCGUCUACAAAGAGCGAGGGAAAUAUAAGGAGGUGCGUAAAAUUCUGCGCGAAAGGAAAAUAAAGCAUCACAUCUUAUUCCCUGCAAAACUGAAAAUAUUUCUCGAAGAUGGCAAGGUUAAAGUUUUUGACAACCCAGUCGCUGCUGCCCACGGCCUGCGCGAUUUUCGCAUAAUAAUGAAGUCGCCAGCGGAGGAGCCAAACCUAGAAACUAUCCUGCGCGCAGCGGGAUGGCACACGGUUAGUUCCCGUAAGAUGACACCCACGACCGAGAUGAUUGAUGCCGUAAAAUCACUGCUACAGAGUAAAGAACCCGACAAUGAUCACUAG
Molecule: messenger RNA, 585 nt
Organism: Knipowitschia caucasica
Lineage: Eukaryota; Metazoa; Chordata; Actinopteri; Gobiiformes; Gobiidae
Source: the annotation of a GenBank genome assembly